Vespa crabro (European hornet) is the source of this 3647-nucleotide messenger RNA. It is a transcript of the gene Tmem63, whose product is annotated as calcium permeable stress-gated cation channel 1. The record is from RefSeq and is a predicted model, not a curated record. The coding region runs from base 336 to 2666 and encodes 776 amino acids. NCBI's taxonomy places the organism in Eukaryota, Metazoa, Arthropoda, Insecta, Hymenoptera, Vespidae. Gene Ontology annotation, molecular function: calcium-activated cation channel activity. Gene Ontology annotation, cellular component: plasma membrane. The transcript has 12 exons.
GAAAUAAAGUACCUUUCUAGUGAAAGAUAAUGAAUAGCUUUAAUACAAAGUAAUUAUACAUAUAUCAAGAAAUGGACAUGCAUAUUCAUAUAUAUCCAUACUAGUACAGUAUUUCAACCAAUCAGAAAUUACGAAUAGUUAUAUGGUUUAAAGAAAAUCUAGCUUGACGUUUCAUUCGGAAAAUGAAAAUGCGUCGUAAUAGUCAACUUUAAGAUUGCAUUACAUAUGUCAAACCCGUAUGUUUAGUUAUUACGUCUAGAAUCUGCGAUGUGUCAAAUUCGUAGAAAUUUAUUUAAUAUGUUUUCUCAAAUUUGUUUAGUAAUUUUCUAAUCUUAAUGGUUCGCAUAACAAUGGAAACAACUGUCUUCUCAAAUAUAAGCCUACCUCCGGCAUUUUAUAAACCUCCAUCGCCAGAUUUAUGUAUACCAAUUCACAGACCCAAUACAACAAUUAUAACAGAUGCGUAUGCUGGAAUACCUGAAAAUUUAGUUUUAAAUAUUAUAGGAUUUUUGUUAUUAGUUCUUUUAUUUGGUUUAUUACGUAAAAAAGCUUGGAAUUAUGGACGUCUCGCAUUACUACAUAAAUCGGAUAAUAGAUGGAUGGAAUUAUUUUAUGGCGACAAUGAUACGAGAGAUGUAGACGCAAUAUAUUUAGAAACAUCUGUUAAUUCUCAGCUAUCUCAAGCUGAUAGAGGUUUUCUUUCAUGGAUUGUUACAGCAUUUAAAAUAAAAGAUGAAGAACUACUGAAAAGAGCUGGUCCUGAUGGCUUGCUAUAUAUAUUAUUUGAACGUUAUUUGAUUGUUUUAACUAUUGCAAUGGUUAUUGUAUCAUUAUGUAUAGCAUUGCCUAUUAAUUUUUAUGGUAGUACGCAUGAUGAUGAUUUAACAUUUAGUCGUACAACAGUAGCCAAUCUAGACCCAAUGUCUUCUUGGAUAUGGGUACACUCAAUGUUAAUUAUAUCUUAUUUACCAAUUGGUACUUAUGUGAUGAGACGUUUUUUAAAACAGGUACGUGAAACUAGGUCUAGCGGAGAAUUAGCAGCUAGAACACUAAUAAUCACAGAAAUACCCAAACACCAAUGUGAUGUAGAAACACUUACAGAAUAUUUUAAAGAAGCAUUUUCAACACUUACUAUAGAAGAUGUGACACUAGCUCACGAUAUUAGACGUCUUUCAGUGUUAGAUGCAGAAAGAGAUUGUGCAGAGCAAGCACGUUUGUAUUGUGAGAAUUAUGCUAAAAAAAGGGAUCCUUUAAAAAUAUAUCCCCAUCGCUGUGGUCAAAUUUUGGGAUGUUGUUGCAAAUCCAAAGUUGAUGCUCAAGAAUUUUAUGCAAGUGAAGAAAUUCGAUUAACUGCAUUAGUAGAAGAAGAAAGACAAUUGGCCUUAAAUAAACCACUUGGAAUAGCCUUUGUUACUUUAGGAACUCCUGGUGCAGCUAGAACUAUGAGGAGACAAUUACGAUCCUCGCCUUCGAUAAAGUGGAUCGUUAAUUAUGCUCCAGCACCUUCAGAUAUUUUUUGGGAAAAUUUAAGUAUACCAAGAAAAUGUUGGUAUUUAAAUGCAGCAAUGAUAAAUGUUGCUUUGUUUAUAACAUUGUUUUUCCUUACCACACCAGCUGUUAUUAUACCAAUUUUAAAUAGAUUAUCUAUACCUGGAGAAAUAAAAAAUUUGAGUCCUAUUAUUUCUUCUUUUUUGCCAACUUUAUUAUUGGUAAGCGUGGCUGCUUUAAUGCCUGUAGUUGUUGAAAAAAGUGAAUCUUUAGUAAGACACUGGACAAGAAGCAGUUUGAAUCGUACGGUCAUGAGAAAAACUUUAUUGUUUUUGUUACUUAUGGUUCUUAUAUUACCUAGUUUAGGAUUAACCAGUGCUGAAGCAUUUUUUGUUUGGACUAUGAAAGGGAAAAAUGAUACAGGAAGAUGGGAAUGUGUAUUUCUUCCUGAUCAGGGUGCUUUAUUUGUAAAUUAUGUAAUUACUGCUGCUUUACUUGGAAGUGCAUUGGAAUUAGUCAGAUUUCCCGAACUCGCCCUAUACACUUAUCGUCUUUGUAUUGCGCGCAGUAAAGCAGAGAGAGUGCAUGUCAGGAAAGCAGUAUUAUGGGAGUUCCCAUUAGGAGCACAUUAUGCAUGGUUACUAUUGGUAUUUACUAUGACAACAGUUUAUAGCCUUGCCUGUCCUUUAAUUACUCCAUUUGGACUGUUAUAUUUUUUAGUAAAACAUUUGGUGGACAGGCAUAAUUUAUGCUUUGCUUAUGGACCAAGUGUAGGUGGUGGUCAAUUAGCAGGUACAGCAGCUAGCGCAGCAGGAACUGCUCCGAUUCUUGCACAAGUAGCAUUUUUAGCUCUCGGAUUAGUAAGAAGAGGUUUAUCUCCUCUGGCAGCUGUACAACUUAGUGGUCUUGCUGCUAGUAUUUUAGGUCUUGUAACUGGAGUUACAUUACCUGCAUCUAAACCCAAAACACAACCGUCGAGAAGAGAUCUUCCUGGCGGAAUAACAGGACAAAGUUUUAUUGCACCCGUAUUACGAAAGAAACAAAUUUCUCCAGAAGAAACUAUACCUGUAAAUUCAAACUCUGAAAUGAAUACACCAAGUCCAAGUAUAUCUUCUUCUAUCGUCUUAGAAGAUACCCCUAAGCUUUAUCAAAAUUAUUCAAAAGAACCUAAGGUGUAAGGUGUAAUUUUUGUUUUUAUAAGGAGUUUUUAUAAACACAAGCUUAUAACUACGUGUAUAUAAAUUAGCACACAAAAUAAGCAUCUUAAAAAUUUGAGUUAAAAAAAGAAAAAAAAAAAAAAAAUAGAAAAAAGAAAAAAAGAAGAAAGAAAUAAUAUAUCACAGAUUCUGAUAUUAAGUUAUUGUAAAAUAAUAUAUUAAUAUAUGUAAUUAUUAUUUAAAAGAAAAAUUUGAAUGUGAUAAAAACAUAAUAAAUUGCCUAUAAUAUCCUUAAUUAAAAUAUUUCACAGUUAAUAUAUUAUUUCAAUACGACAUGAACGAGAAACUUAUUCUGAUAUUAUAUAGUAUAUUUACAUACUUGCACGUGUGUUGCAAUAUCUUUACAUCGAUAUAUAUAUAUAUAUAUAUAUAUAUAUAUAUAUAUAUAUUAUACACACAUAUAUAUAUAUGUAUAUAUGUAUACGUGGCAGUCACUGUAUUUUGUAUAUGCAAUAGUGAAAGUAAUGACACGUUUUUAAAUCUAUAAUGAGCAUACCACUAUAGCCUUAUCUCUAGGCGCAUAAUACGACAAAACUUAAUAUGAUGCCUUUAAUUUCUACUAAGAUACUAGCAUUUAUACUGUUUUACAUAAUGCAAUAUACAAAAACGAGUACAUUUUUUUUUUUUAUAUAUAAAUUUUAAUUUACCUUAAUUUCUUAUGUAAUUAAACAAUGAAAGUUAUAUUUAAGACAUUUAAAAUUUACUACUAUAUUGUAUACAUACGUUGUAUUUUUCUUAUAAUUACAGUUUUAAAUUAUAUGUUCUGAUAAGAAUGGAAGAACACUUAGUUUUGUAAUAUACAAAUACUACUUAAUAAAAUUAUCAGUAUUAAUAAGUUUACAUUAAUAAUGUGUAAAUGAAUAUAGAAGGCAGUGUAUAUGCAUAAAUUCAUGUCUUAGAAAAGUGUCAUGUACUAAUUAUAAAUAUAAUCGCUAAUACAGA